Molecule: messenger RNA, 1516 nt
Organism: Lemur catta (Ring-tailed lemur)
Lineage: Eukaryota; Metazoa; Chordata; Mammalia; Primates; Lemuridae
Gene: RAP1A
Product: RAP1A, member of RAS oncogene family
Exons: 9
Coding region: 243-797 (184 amino acids)
Biological process (GO): Rap protein signal transduction; cellular response to cAMP; negative regulation of synaptic vesicle exocytosis
Cellular component (GO): plasma membrane
Molecular function (GO): GTP binding; GDP binding; GTPase activity
Source: RefSeq, a predicted model, not a curated record
GCGCCGCCGCCGCUCCCGAGGCCGCCGCUGCUGCCGUCGCCGCGCAGAGCCGGAGCAGGAGCCACGGCCGAGAGGAGGGAGGAGGAGGCGGAGGAGGUGGAGGAGGCGCCGGACCCAGGGGGAUAGAUUCCCAGAAGUGGGAUAACUGGAUCAGAGGGUGAUUACCCUGUGUAUAAGAGUGUGUGUCUCACUGCACCUUCAAUGGCAUUGAGUAGAUUAUCAGUAUUUAAACUGUCCACAUCAUGCGUGAGUACAAGCUAGUGGUCCUUGGUUCAGGAGGCGUUGGGAAGUCUGCUCUGACAGUUCAGUUUGUUCAGGGAAUUUUUGUUGAAAAAUAUGACCCAACGAUAGAAGAUUCCUACAGAAAGCAAGUUGAAGUAGAUUGCCAACAGUGUAUGCUCGAAAUCCUGGAUACAGCAGGGACAGAGCAAUUUACAGCAAUGAGAGAUUUAUAUAUGAAGAAUGGCCAAGGGUUUGCACUAGUAUAUUCUAUUACAGCUCAGUCCACAUUUAAUGACUUACAGGACCUGAGGGAACAGAUUUUACGGGUUAAGGACACAGAAGAUGUUCCAAUGAUUUUGGUUGGCAAUAAAUGUGACCUGGAAGAUGAGCGAGUAGUUGGCAAAGAACAGGGCCAGAAUUUAGCAAGACAGUGGUGUAACUGUGCCUUUUUAGAAUCUUCUGCAAAGUCAAAGAUCAACGUUAAUGAGAUAUUUUAUGACCUGGUCAGACAGAUAAAUAGAAAAACACCCGUGGAAAAGAAGAAGCCUAAAAAGAAAUCAUGUCUGCUGCUCUAGGCCCGUAGUCAGCAGCAGCUCUGAGCCAGAUUACAGGAAUGAAGAACUGUUGCCUAAUUGGAAAGUGCCAGCAUUCCAGACUUCAAAAAAUAAAUCUAAAGAGGCUUCUCCUGUUUUAUAUAUUAUGUGAAGAAUUUAGAUCUUAUAUUGGUUUGCACAAGUUCCCUGGAGAAAAAAAAUUGCUCUGUGUAUAUCUCUUGGAAAAUAAGACAAUAGUAUUUCUCCUUUGCAAUAGCAGUUAUAACAGAUGUGAAAAUAAAUAUACUUGACUCUAAUAUGAUUAUACAAAAGAGCAUGGAUGCAUUUCAAAUGUUAGAUAUUGCUACUAUAAUCAAAUGAUUUCAUAUUGACCUUUUUAUCAUGAUUCCUCCCUGUCAAGCACUAAAAAAGUUGAACCAUUAUACUUUAUAUCUGUAAUGAUAUAGAUUAUGAAAUUUCCCCUCAAACUCAUUGCAGCAGAUAACUUUUUUGAGUCAUUGACUUCAUUUUAUAUUUAAAAAUUAUGAAAUAUCAUGUCAUUAUAUUCUAAUUAAAAUUGUUUGUGCAUAAUGCUUUGGAAAAAUGGGUCUUUUAUAGGAAAAAAACUGGGAUAACUGAUUUCUAUGGCUUUCAAAGCUAAAAUAUAUAAUAUACUAAACCAACUCUAAUAUUGCUUCUUGUGUUUUACUGUCAGAUUAAAUUACAGCUUUUAUGGAUGAUUAAAUUUUAGUACAUUUUCA